This is a messenger RNA of Drosophila mauritiana, 781 nucleotides long. RefSeq names its product c-Myc-binding protein homolog. Bases 94 to 633 code for a protein of 179 amino acids. Gene Ontology annotation, molecular function: transcription coactivator activity. Gene Ontology annotation, biological process: regulation of DNA-templated transcription. Lineage: Eukaryota; Metazoa; Arthropoda; Insecta; Diptera; Drosophilidae. The transcript is spliced from 2 exons. Gene Ontology annotation, cellular component: nucleus. The record is from RefSeq and is a predicted model, not a curated record.
AGCCCUGGCUAAAGUAGUGUGCAAAGGGGGCUUGACUUUGGCAUUUUUCGAAGUUGCGCCCACAGCCACACCGCACAUCUCCAUUUUGCAAAGAUGUCCUUUAAGCCCAUUGACCCGAAGCGCGACGAGAUCCGGCGCUACCUGGAGCGCGGCAGCGUCCUGGACUCGCUGACCAAGCUCUUCAUACGCGUGAUCAAGGAGCGGCCCGAGAAUCCCAUGGACUACAUCCGUAACCACAUCGGCGUGGUGCGCCACCAGCACGACAAGUACGAGCGCCUGCAGCAGGAUCUGCAGCUGGCCAACGAGGAGAUCCAGCGUCUGCGCGCCAUCAUCAACAGCAUCAAUCCCGACGUGCUCCAGGGUCAUCAGUCAGUGGCUUCAAGUGAAGUGGUGGUCGCAACGGAGGCGCCACAGACCGUGGCCGAGCCCACUGAGGCGGUGGAGCAGCAGCAGCAGCAGCAGGAGAACGGCGAGAUCGGCCCGGAGAAACCUGACGAAAGUUCGGCCGACGUUGCGGAGAUAACCGCCGCUGUGGAGGCCUGCCAGAUUGAGGGGAAUGCAGUGGUGUCCAGCGAGGAAGCCGCACAGCCAAGUCCAACCGUCCAAGCUGAAGCCACCGGCUCCAGCGAGUAGAUCUCAGAUGACAGCAGCACACGCCAGCACACACCAAACGUAAAAAAAAGAACAUCCCAUUUAGAACGCAUUCAUUUAAGAAGAAAUGUUAAGUAUUUUCCGAAAUUUACAUGUAAAUAAAGCGAAAUAAAGCCGGAUAUGCAGCGUA